Messenger RNA from Erpetoichthys calabaricus (reedfish), 7682 nucleotides. RefSeq names its product zinc finger protein 91-like. Bases 519 to 5171 code for a protein of 1550 amino acids. NCBI's taxonomy places the organism in Eukaryota, Metazoa, Chordata, Cladistia, Polypteriformes, Polypteridae. The transcript has 16 exons. Gene Ontology annotation, biological process: regulation of transcription by RNA polymerase II. Gene Ontology annotation, molecular function: RNA polymerase II cis-regulatory region sequence-specific DNA binding; DNA-binding transcription factor activity. The record is from RefSeq and is a predicted model, not a curated record.
CAAAUGUUGUUUUCAAAAUGGCUGCUUAGCUCUUUUAAGGGAGUACUUGUCCUCAUCACAAUAACAGAAGCCCUCCAGCUUGCUGAAAGGUUUUGCUGUAAACUAUAAUUUACCGUUUGUAAUUUCUGUUAGUUGAUUCUCCACAGGUUUACACAGCUAUCUAAGAUAGAUCCGGAGUUAAUGCAUCUGUACCACCCUGUCCCUGAGGGUUUCCACUGUAUCCUGUCGAGAUCAAAUGCUAAUAGCAGUUAUUGAAGUUAGACAGGCUUAUACUGUACCGUUUAACAGUGGCAAUACUGAAGAAGCAGUCUUUCAUUUUACAUCUGGAUACCUUGGUCAAAAAUACACAGAGAAAACCAUAAAAGCAGAUCUUGAUUUAUGCAAAUAUGUAUAUAUUUUCUGCAUCCACUAGUAUUGAUUUCAGGACUAGUAACAUUUAAACCACAUGUUUUUUGUGUUGAGUUUCAGAAGGCUUGUAAGAGGUAACUUGAAUUUUGGUGUCUGCUAUCCAGUUUAUAAUGGAUUGCCCAAAGGAGGAAUCAUCAGGAAUGUUUUGCAGUCGGCAGAAUACUGCAGAGAUGGAGAUUGAAACUGUAUGUAUAAAGGAAGAAGCUGAUUGUAUUGAGGAGAUCAACUCACCUCCGAUGUCUCUUCAGUGCCAUGAAUGCAUGAUCAUUUUUACAGACUCCAAGCUGAGGGAACGACACAUGAGAAAGAAGCAUCCAGAGGAGUACCAAGAGUACAUUUUGGCAGUGUCUCACCUCAUCUGCCAUGUGUGUGAGCUUUCUUUUGGCUCGUCACGGGAUUUAAUUGACCACCAACGCCGUGAGCACCCAGAGGGCAGACCAUUCCAAUGCCCUGUUUGUGGAGAUAGCUUUGUUCAGUCCCAUGCGCUUAUCAACCACAAGCGUAGGCAUCUAAGUCAAUCAAGCUAUGUUUGCCAGAACUGUGGGAAGACCUGCAAAACCCUAAAACAGCUGAUGAACCAUCGGCGCAAACACAAUGAUCUCAACAAUGUUUCUUCACAGUGCAAGAGGGAGAAGAAAUCUGACAGUCCUUGUCAUGAACGUGGACACAGCUUGUCUCUACAAUGUCUGAAAUGUUUCAUCACAUUUAAAGAUACUGGGACAAGUGAGAAACACAUGCGUUUCAAGCACCCAGAAGAGUAUGAACGACAGAUGAAAGGUCAGACUGUGUUUGCCUGCCAUCGCUGUGAUAAAACCUUUCCCUCCUCUCGCCAGCUUAGUGCGCACCAACGCACUCACAGGAAGGUCAGCCAGCAAUCUGCUGCCCAAGAAACCAACAGUUCAGAGCCAGACUCUCCCCAGGAAAGUGGGAAGGAACAGGAGACAGAAGACAUAAAGGAAUCAAAGCAUGAUGCAAAAAGAGAGGCAGAAAUCUUUCCUUCAGAUAACCUUCACAGCAUCUCGUAUGAGUGCCCACAUUGCAACUUCCUGUUCAGCAAUCUAAAAACCAAGAAGAGGCACAUGAACGCCAAACAUCCUCCAGGCUGUGGUGAUCCUUUACCUCUGUUGUACGGUGAAGAACUUGAGAGUGCAGUUAUCUUGGACCCUGACAACGCCACAGUGAUGGUGGUUAAAAAAGAAUCUCCUGUUCUCUAUCAUUCUAAAUCUUCCACAGAAGGUCAACAAUAUGUAGAGUGUCCACAGUGCUUCAUGACCUUUGAGGACCAAGACAUUAUGGAAAGUCACAUGCUCUUGAAACAUCCUGAGUGGCAGAUGAAAGACCAAACGUUUGAGCCCCCUUGCCAAAUUGGAAUUCACCACCAAACCCACAGGAUGGGCAGCCUAUCACCAGCUGGGAAGAAAGUGGAUUCUUCAGUCCAAGAGGUUGUGGACCAAAAUGCAGCAGGGUGUGAAAUUCACAAAUUGCAGUCCAAGUGGAAUAAUAAGGAGAGAGAAGCUUACAAAACCAGCCUUUCUCACAAGUGCUUGCAUUGUAAAUUUAUGUUUCGUGAUUUAAAGACAUUGGAGAAGCAUGUGCAAUUCAAACACAAUUUAAACAGUGCUGCAAAACUGACUUUGACAUCCGGCUCUGGACAAUUUGGCUCUUUGAAGGAUCAAAAACAGGACAUUACUUCAUGCACUAUUGAAGAGAGGUGUGUGGGUCAGAGCAAGCAAGAAAAUGAGGAGGAAUCAUCUGCAAAAAUGGAAGUCGUAACAGUGAAGAUCAAGGAUGAGCUCACUGAAAUUGAGAUCAAACAUUCCAGUGAGGACCACCAAGAUAAAGAUGUUGUAUACACAAAUGUUUCUUCUUACAAAUGUCUGCACUGCAACUUCAUUUUCAACAAUCCGAAAACUAUGCAGAGGCAUAUGAAUGCUAAACACUGGCCUUCAGUGGAUGCCCAAACUGACACUAUAACACCUAAUUUGGCACAGCGGGCAUUUCCUGGCAGAGAGGAGGCUGUAUCAUUUCCAGUCAAGGUGGAAUUGCCCAGACUGGACUUGAUUAAUCAGGGUCUGAAGGAGCAUAUUAAUGAUUCAUUACAGUGCUCUGCUUGUGGCGUUGGAUUCAGAGACCUCGAUUCAAAGGAGGGACAUGGUCACACACAUACAUCUAAUAGUUCUGCUCUGGAUGAACGUAUCUUCAGCUGUCAUGUUUGUGACCAGUCCUUUAGCUCUCCUCAAGAACUUCUAGACCACCAGCAAAGUCAAAUUGACAGCCAUCCAUUUAAAUGUUUGGUCUGUGGGGACAGUUUUAAAUGUCCUGCUGCUCUGUCCAGUCAUAAACGGGACCAUCUCAACCAAUCUAGAUAUAUCUGCAGUGAUUGUGGCAUGGUGUGUCUACGUUUGGAGGACUUGCUGAUUCAUCGGCGUCUGCAUACUGAAGAGCGACCUUACACAUGUGAGGACUGUGGGAAGACCUUCAAGAGGGCGUCUGGUAUGCAGCGACACAAGAGUGUUCACAGUGCACAGAAGCAAGAUUUUAACACAGAUAUUUAUAGGGAAAGGUCUCUUGAGUGUCCUAAGUGCUUGAUCUUGUUCGUAGACCACAAAAAGUUAGAAAGUCAUCAGUGUUCUAAGUAUUCUGAAGAGUAUGAGUUGAAAGUGAAAGGAAAGAGCGUGUUAGCUUGUGAACACUGUGGACAGAUCUUUGACUCCUCUUUUCGUCUUGACAUACAUCUUUGUAAUCAAGUGAUGGGACAGAAGAUACAGUCUUCACCAGUAAAAGGGGUGAAUGAGAAACAUGGAAACCAUAAGGAUCUGGAGUCACAAAGUACAAAUAAACAACCAAAAACUUAUGAUGAAAACAAGAAUAUUUAUAUGCACAGAUGCCUACACUGCAACUUUGAUUUCAACAACCUGAAAACCAUGCAAAGGCACAUGAAUGCCAAACACUGGCAUCCAGAAAAUUCUGCAGGAACCUUUGACGUUAUAAAGUCUAAAGUAAUGGACCACACAUAUUAUGACAGUGAGGAGGUUUUGACUAUUCCUAUUAAGGAGGAGUUGCCAAAACUGGACAGAAUAAAUGGCAGUCUGGUGCAGAAUGUUGAUGAUGAGUGUGACCAGUUUUUUGUUUAUCCUCAUUUGCACCCAAAACACCAGAAACGUGAAACUGGAAGAUGUCAAUUUAAAUGUUUAGUGUCUGGGGAUAAAUGUAAAUGCCUAGAAGCAAUAGAUAGUCACAAGCAAGACCACCUUGACCCGCUUCAAUAUGUCUGCAGCGACUGUGGUCAGAAGUCUCUUGAAUGCCCUAAGUGCUUCACCAUGUUUAGAAACAAAGAAACGUUGGAAAGUCAUCUACUUUUUAAACAUCUGGAAGAAUACAAAUGGCAUAUGAAAGGACAGAUUGUGUUCACCUGUCCCCACUGUAAACAGAUCUUCUACUCUUCUCAUCAGCUUAGCAUACAUCAGUGGGCUUGCAUAAUGUGCAAGAAGUCUGCGCUUAAACAGGAUAUUGGGGGAGAUCUAGGACUUGAAGAGAAUCAGGAUUUAGACACAAAAGAAGCAAAAAUACGCCAAAAAACUUGUACAGAAAAUGAUUCUUCACACAAAUGUCCGCAAUGCAAUUUAAUUUUCAGCAGCUGUGAAACCAAACAGGAGCAUGUGAUGGCCAACAACUGGCCUCCAGAGAACUCUCGAACAUCCUCUGACAUGAUAAACCUUAAGAAAGCAGAACAUAUAUUUCCUGUUAGAGGUAAUAUUCUUAUGGUUUCUAUCAAGGAGGACGUGACCAAACUGGAUGCAUAUAGUGAGGGUCUAGAGGAGCACAUUUCUGCUUCUUUACAGCGCUGUACACGUGGCAUUGAAUUCAGAGAUCCAGAUGCAAAAGAUGAACAUUAUCAAAUGUGUCUCUGUAAUGGGUCUUCCAGGAAUGAGUGCAUCAAAUACAAAAUUUUUCCUCAAGAAAUUAUGGAUGAUCAGCAAAGUCAAACUGAUGGCCAUUAUUUUCAGUGCCUAGUCUGUGGUGAUAGAUUUAAAUGUCCUGUAGCACUAACAAGUCACAAGCAAGAGCACCUUAACCAGUCUCGAUAUGUCUGCAGUGACUGUGGCAAAUUGUGUCUGAAUUUGGAAGGCUUGCUAUUCCAUCAGCGUCUACAUACCGAGGAGCGACCUUACAUUUGUGAAGACUGUGGCAAGACCUUCAAGAGGGCUUGUGGCAUGCAGCAACACAAGAGUAUUCACAGUGGUGUGCAGAAGAAAGACUCUCCGGCAUCCAGAAACAUCCACAGCCAGAGGUCACUUGAAUGUCCAAAGUGCUCCAUCAAGUUCAGAAAUGAGGAUAAGUUGGAAAGUCAUCUGCUUUUUAAGCAUCCUGAAGAAUAUGAGCAACAGAUUAAAGGGCAAACUGUAUUUACUUGUCCCCGCUGCAACCAGACUUUUGACUUCUCUCAUCAGCUGAGUAUACAUCAGUGUACACAUAUGACUGGGAAGAAGUUAGAGUCUUCACAAGGAAGUAGGGAGAAUAUGAAGUGUGAAAAAAAUCAACAUUUCAAUUCAGUAGGAGUAAAGGAAAAGCAAAAAACAAGUUUGGACAAGAAUGCAUCUUACAAAUGCCCACACUGCAACUUUGUUUUUAACAAUAUGAAAACUAUGCAGAGACAUAUGAAUGCAAAACAUUGGACUCCAGAAAACUUCCAAACACCUUCUGCCAUAAUGAAGUAUAAGGUGGCAGAGCAGAUACUUUCUGGAAAAGAGGAAUAUUCAUAAUUUCCAAUCAAGGAGGAAAUGCCCAAAGGAGAUGCAAGUAAGGACACAGAGAUGCAUAUUGGUGGGGAGAGAGUGCUGUUGUGAGAAGAUGUGACUUUUUCCAUCAAGAUUGCUGUUUUGCUUAAAGCUAAAAACUCCUUGUUUUCAGUUGUUUAGAUUAAGCCGUUUAAAAUUCUUUUAGUAUGGGCUCAGAUUUUAUUACAUUUUAUGUGUAGCAACAUUAAACAGUAAUUCUUAUUUGCAAGUUUAAAGAAGGUUUUUCCAUAUACACCAUUUCCCAGUGGCCAGUUGACCGAGGUCUCCAGGAUUAUGACCAUGUCUGACAUUGUCUGUUAUAACUGACCCAUGGACCCCCCAGAGUUUUAUUUUCCCCUGGGAUGUUGUUUAGUGGAGUUUUUGUUAUUGUUACACUUCAUUCAUUUUGAUCAGGUUGGAAUUGUGUUAACAUGUGUUUAAAUUAUUCUACAUUUUUUCUAUGUAUGCAGUACGUAAUUAGGAAUUUGUAAACUUUGUAAUUGCAUUUCACCUGUGAAAUUGUUAUAACACUCUUGAGUAUGCACUCAGUGAAGACUGCUAUAUAAAUAUAAACUAAACUGAAUUGACUUAGGAUUUUAUUUGGGUACAUAACAGAAGCUAACAUAUUGUAUAUUAACAAAAUAGUUUCUUAGACAAAAUAGUAAUAACAGUAAUUAAAUAUUGCACUAAAAUCAUUAAAGCAGUUCAUUUCAAUAUGCCUAUAUUCAUUUUGCACAUUUUUGCACUUAAUAUGGCCAGAUGUUUAUCUGGGGUCUAGUGAUAAAUACGUGUAUUUUGAGUAUGAAAAGAUAUCAAAGAUCUAAAGAGAGAUUUAUGCAGAUAUGCCGAUUUCAAAGCAUUAUGGCAUCCCAUUCCCCCAAACUUUUAACAUUCCAGUUAAAUGUCUGUCAAGGGCUUGCUGUGUGAAUAGUUAAGCGAAGAAUCUGUGCCAAUUUGUUUUAGCCCUGUUCUUUAUAUACCUUAAAGACAAGGCUUUAAAAUAAUCUUGGAAACCCUACAGCAUAUCAUCCACAUUUCAAGGAUACUCUUGAAGAAGUCAUUGUUGGUUAUCAGUCUGGAACUGGUUCAGCACUCAUUUCUAAAACUAUGUUAACUCUCCAAGAACAAAUCCAGGCAUCUAAAGGUUUCUUUUGACUUUUAAUUAAGCAAGCAUUGAUAGAUAGAUAGAUAGAUAGAUAGAUACUUUAUUAAUCCCAAUGGGAAAUUCACAUUGAUACGUUUAUUUAAAAUUACGUCAUGAGAGUAUGGCAAGGAAGAAAUCAUUUCUUACAGAUAAUGAUUAGAACUUAAUAUCAGCUUUUAAGCAUUAUGAUGACAGUGUCAUGGUUGGAGAAUGCUGGCUGACUAAACAUCAUUACAUCUUUCACUAAAGGAUAUGUGCACCCCAAGUAUAAACAAAUCUAUACAUGAAUAAGAUAAACAUGACUGUAUUGUCUUUGUAAUGCUGAGCCAAACUCCACACCCAAACUGCACCGAAAUCUUAUGACAGGAUCUGAAAUUAUGAAUUUAUUCUAGAAUACCCUCACAAUUUUACUGAGUGGGAGAUAUUUGUGAUGAAGGCAUGGGCUAGCAUUCCUUUGCAGUAAUCUGAGCCACAAUUGCAGAAAAUGUGGUGUUGUAGUUACUGCUAUAAUGGAGAUUCAAAGAGGAAGAUGUUUUUAUUUUCAUUCAGGCAAACUGGAAGUUAAACAGUUUUUUUUUUUUUUGUUAAUAAAAUGUCAAGAUCUGACAAUUUUUGUAAAUUGAAAUCAUUUUUUGUGUUUCAAAAAGAAGCCUAUUAGUAGAUUCACCAAAACAUAGCAAAUUUUACUUUUCAUAAAUUUCUCUUUAGGUUACAUGUUUAUGACCUCAACACACCAAUUCAACUGCAAAGUCAACCUGAUGGCCAAGUGUUUAAUCUAUGAAGAUAAACUAAAAUUCUUAGGAUACUGACCUGUCAAAAUCAGGAGCACUUAGGCCAGAAUCGGUAUAUCUGCAGUAACUUGAGGCACUUUCAGUCUUAACGUGUAGACUUGGCUUAUCUGUUGGUAUCCGCACUCUGAAUAGCAGCUCUUCACCUCUUAUCAGGGCAGUUUAUGCAGUAAAUGGAGAUUAUUCACAGUGAUUUGCACAACUAAGAUUUUUUUCCCCACAGUUAGAAAUAUUUAAGAUCAAGUGAUUUAUCAAAACCUUUUAAUGUAGGUAGCAAAAUGUAUCAAAGGUUAUUCUAUUGUUUUUAUACUAUUACUGGUAAUUGAUAUUUUCUGCUAAUUUGCUAUUAAUUCACUCAUUAUAUCUGUAUGAUGCAUAAUGUACUGUAUUGUAUUUAUUCAUAAUUGUACAUGCAAGUGUACUGUGGAAUAUGGACCUUUAGCCUAGGUCUUUUAAAUUUAAUUUGCAAACCUGUAUUUUUAUGUUUGAGUCCCAAAUGGCUAUGUGCAGAUAACAAUAUAAAAAAUACACUUUCUUGAUGGACAGAAUGAUCUACUCUUAUUC